AUGGUUGUGAUCAGUGUCAAAUCCAUUAUGAACAUGUCGUCUACCACUAUGUCGCUAGUCCGAUACAGCAAUAUUAUCCAGCCAAUGUUUAAAGAAGGAAAGUCUAUUUCAUCAAUUCACAGAGAGUUGCAAAAACUCAACUCCGAUGUAACCUACUAUCAAGUGCGAAAAUUUCUGCAGGAAUGCCAUUCUCGCAAUCUUCCAGCGAGAAGGAAAACGUAUCAUCCGCGGUCGCUUGCUCCUUAUUUGAGUACCAUCAAGGAGAUAAUUGCGGAUACAUACAAAGCAGAUUCCUCGGCAACUAUCGCAUUUAUUCUUGGUCGUCUUCGCGAGCGUAACAUUUUCGUCUCUGCCUCACAAGUGAGAGAUAUAAGGAAAAUGCUAGGCUUUGUUCGAGCAACGACCAAGUAUUGUCACAUGAUUCGCGACGUCAAUAAAGAAAAACGGAUCGAUUUUUGUACAAGAAUGAUUGAUAGCAAAGAGGAUUUUGCCAAUUGUAUAUUCACGGACGAGUCCACAGUGCAGGUUGACUGCUGUGUUAAAUACUGUUAUGUCAAGAAGGGUGACUUUUACUCGAGGCUGAGGUCUAAGGCUAAACACCCUGUCAAGCUGCAUCUGUGGGGAGGAAUCUCCAUGAGAGGAGCCACAGAGUUAGCUAUCUUUCCUGGAGAGAUGAGGCUAAAUAGCCAAAAGUAUUGUGAAAUUUUGGAGAGAUGCUUCGUUCGUUUCAACAGGAGCAUUUAUAAUGGUAACUUUAUCAUGAAAUGUAUACAAUUGAGGCAGCAGAUAAAGAAUGUGGAGCAGCUCAGAGAUGCUGUACUGGCUUUUUGGAAAACACUAACUCCAGAAGUAUGCGCCAGAUAUGUUAAAGGCAUACAGUUGAGAAUGGUCAAGGUAGUGGACCAAAAUGGACGCAAUAUUGAGGAAUAA
Strongylus vulgaris is the source of this 930-nucleotide messenger RNA. The record is from the annotation of a GenBank genome assembly. Lineage: Eukaryota; Metazoa; Nematoda; Chromadorea; Rhabditida; Strongylidae.